This is a messenger RNA of Leptosia nina, 243 nucleotides long. The record is from the annotation of a GenBank genome assembly. NCBI's taxonomy places the organism in Eukaryota, Metazoa, Arthropoda, Insecta, Lepidoptera, Pieridae.
AUGGCGGACAUUGAGAGUGCCACUCCGCCGAAAGAAAGAAAAUCCGCGUUUUCCUGGAAACUACUGCUUCUCACGGUCUACCAUUUGGUCUACUUUGUUGGUGACCAUGCGAUUUUCGUCCGCGCUUUCAGAUUUCGUGGAAAAAUUAAAAAGUUGGCUCCUCAAAGACCGGAGUAUCGUCUCUUUAAGUUUAUGCCGGCGUUCUUCACCAAUUGGAACUUUGUAAGUACAAAAGUGUACUAG